AUAGUGAGCGUUCGGGCCGCGCGCCACGGACAGGACACAGGCUCCGUGCUCUUGUACAGGGUUGACCUACGUUUAUAAGGCUCGGGGAAACGUAUUAGUGCUAGCGUAGCAAUGGUGGUUUUCUGGGCAGAUGAAAAUAUUUGCACGGUUGUUCCGGAAUGACUGCUUCCGGAAGUGGACGUGUGCUAACAUUGCGUAUUUUUGUUCGUUUACUUGCGAUCCGUUGAGCGCGGUUGCAGAGGUCCAGUUGCUGUUUAUGGGCUGCGCGGCGGCUAAAAUCGCUACAAAUAGACGCAUCACGUUCCGGAUACGGGCAGUUCCGGAACGAGAUGUGUUUUUAGAGCUUCGACCCUUGUCUACACACCGUAGCAGAUUUAUUUAUUCUGCCAAGUUAUUAUUUUUAAUUUAUUUUAAAUGAUUCUAUAUUCAGUAUAUAUUUUUGGUAAACAUUUAUGUGGAAACGGUUUUAGAUGAAAUCAUAAAUAAAUACACAAUAAUAUAGAUUUUUGUAGUAAAUAAAAAAAUGUCUAGUUAUUUGAAGCUCCUUGUCAAACAAUAACAAAUGACUAAAACAUGGAAAUGCAUUGUUGAUUUAAAAAAAAAAAAAAAUUCUUUGUUGAUCAGUUUAUGAUGAUGAUGAUCGUUUUGAAUAUACGACUAUCCAUUACUAGGCCGUAACCACAUUUGAACAUUGGGGGUUGGACCAAAACAAUUAGGGCUAUAUAUUAAAAAGAUCAAAGUUUCUGGUUAUUGGGAGAGGCAUGUUUCCCUCAAUGUCUAUUGUGGUUACGGCCCUGAUCCAUUAACAAUCAUUUGUAUAGAUUGUAAAGUGCUGUCAAGAUUCUCUGCCCCACAUUGAACAAUGCACCUGCGGUAUAGCUCCUAAACUGUAUAAAUCGGUGAUGGAAGAUGUCAUCAGUGAAGUCCGUGAGCUUUUCCUGGAUGAGGGAGUUGAUGAACAGGUCCUGAUGGAGCUUAAAACGUUAUGGGAAAAUAAGCUGAUGCAGUCCAAAGCGGUGGAAGGGUUUCACACAGAUGAGCAGCACGCUUUGCAAGCUCAACAACAGCAGGCCCAACAAGCUCAGCAGACACAGCCACAAAACCAACCACAGCAAGUGCUCCUGCCUCCGCAGCAGGCUCAUCAGCAGCAGGUCAUUGUUCAAGAUCCCAAGCAUCUCCAGCACAUGAACACAACAGGAAUGAGUGCAGCAGCUACAGCGGCAACUUUGGCAUUACCCACAGGUGUAGCACAAUUUAUCACCCAUCAGGGUCAGCUCUUGCAGGUGGUCAGAGCGGCCAAUGGAACUCAAUACAUCAUUCAGCCUCAGCAGCAAAUGUUACUGCAGCAGCAGGUCCUGCCACAGAUGCAGGCUGGUGGAGUGCAGGCCCCUGUCAUACAGCAGGUGUUGACCCCUCUUCAGGGUGGAAUUUCUCAGCAGACCGGAGUCAUCAUCCAACCACAGCAGAUUGUCCUUACAGGAAACAAAGUCCCGCAGAACACUCAGGUCAUGCAGGCAGCGGCCAUGGCUGCACAGCCUGGACAAGGAGCUGCGCAGGUGCAGGCUCAACCUCAAGUGCAACCGGCACAGCAGCAGCAACAACAACAGCAGGCCUCGCAACAACCUCCCAUGAUGCUCCAGGUGGAUGGUGCCGGAGACACAUCCUCCGAUGAUGAUGAGGAGGAGGAGGAGUAUGAUGAGGAUGACGAUGAAGAUAAGGAAAAAGAUGGCGCAGAGGACGGACAGGUGGAAGAGGAGCCUUUAAACAGUGGUGAUGAUGUUAGUGAUGAAGAAGACCAGGAGCUGUUUGACACGGAGAAUGUGGUGGUUUGCCAGUAUGACAAGAUUCACAGAAGUAAGAACAAAUGGAAAUUUCACCUGAAAGAUGGGAUAAUGAAUCUGAACGGGCGGGAUUACGUGUUCUCCAAAGCCAUUGGAGAUGCAGAGUGGUAAAAGUCGAAAGCUCAAAACCCAAAACUGUCGGGGCGAGAUGCAACGAGACCUGAAACUGUACAUUUCAGGAGGAAUCUUCCCAGAUUGAGGACUGAAGAGUAAAAUCUCACUGCUACUGUGCUGUUUGAGUGAUAUCUGCACAAAAUUGUGUGCCAUCCAAUUAUUCAAAAGUAGUUUUUUUUUUUUUAAGAUGACCCUUUUUACCCAAAUCGUUUUACAGGAGACCUUUUAUUUACAACAAUUCACUUCCCCCUCAAAUGUAUAAAAAUGUAUUUGGUGCAGGGAGCCAAUUUUAGCGCCUAGCGCUAACUUAAAGGUUGUUUCUGAUGUGUUAGGAUGGCCUUUUUAAUGCAGUUUUAAGUGUUUGUUGGUGAUUUUCGUAGCAGAGUUAGUUUAAAGCGUAUCGUCCAACGCGAGGACCCUUUCGUCACCAUUUUUCAACGUAUACAAACACUAAAACAACCAAGAACUGUGUACCAGUUGUUUUCUUUGAAAUUUGCUGUGUUUUUACACCUUUGUAUGUUUAACAGCAGAGAUACCAAUGAACAAGCAAGUCAAGUGUAAUGUUGUCACUAAAUGUGUUUGUGUCUAGCAUCGAAUUUUCUAACGUGUACUCUGGCUAAAGAUCUGCUCUGUUCGUAUGGUGCAUGUUUGGGCCGUGCAUCACAGAGUUUGUGUUGUUCUCAAUCAUAAGUGUGUGUUUGUGUGUGUGCGCGCAGUUUACUGCAUUAGGUGUCGAUGAAGUGCUCGGUCAGGCUACCCCACCCUUCCUACCUUAAUACUGGUCAGCUUUAUUUUACACUUCUAGUUUGUAUUUAUUCCUGAAGCUCAGGCAGCGUCAUAUUUUGGGGGAUGAAACCGAACUGUGCUCUUAUGAAAGAAGUGCUCCUUUUAAGUCUGUGCUCUGCUGAGGAGGAUUUCAACACGUGCUCUGAUUUGUGUAUUGCAAAUAUUUCCCCCUCUGUACGAAGUUUGUGUUCAGUCUUUUUUUAAACUUUCCCUUACAGUCCGACACUAUACAGUCCCCCCCACCCGUGUUUGUAUGUUCAGCAACUCACUACUGUUAUUCUGAAUUUCAUACUAAAGAUUGAAAGGUUUUAGGGUAGUUCAUUUAUCAUGCUCCUUGUUUUGUGCCUUUCAGAUUUAUUUUAGAUAUCAGGUCUUUGUUUGAAAAGGCGAGGGCCUUUUAACAAUAAAUCCUAUCUACAUUUCGCUUGGCUUUUUCUUAUGUAACCAAGUCAGUUUACUGUUUGUACAUGGUUUCAUUUACUGAUUCACCAAAAUGUUUGUCACUGAUUCGCAUCUCUAUGAAGGCUGUAUUAUGUAAGUAUAGUUCUUAAGUAGCUUGAAAACCAAGUUUUUUGCCUUUGUUGAACUUUAUUAAAGCACUAUUAAAAUUUGA
This is a messenger RNA of Misgurnus anguillicaudatus (oriental weatherfish), 3354 nucleotides long. RefSeq names its product general transcription factor IIA, 1 (gene gtf2a1). The record is from RefSeq and is a predicted model, not a curated record. Gene Ontology annotation, biological process: transcription by RNA polymerase II; transcription initiation at RNA polymerase II promoter. Lineage: Eukaryota; Metazoa; Chordata; Actinopteri; Cypriniformes; Cobitidae. Gene Ontology annotation, cellular component: transcription factor TFIIA complex.